AUGUGCGAGAUGGAGCGAGCAGAGAGAACCUUAGUCGACAGGUCAGCUUUACUACGUCCAAGUGAGCUUUACAACGUCCGUGCGGGUGAGAAUGAGCAAUGUCAAACCGGGAAAUCAAAAUUUUCCUCACUUCGGCCCAUAACCUCACCUAGGCAGUGCUUUCCACAAUUGCAACGCGAUCUCCACUUUCUGACCAGCGACACCAACUACUCGGUCCGAAAGAUGGCGAAGGAGGGAGAAGAUUACGUUGUCCCAGACGUCGGAGAAACGAUUCGCGCCAUCAUUGACCAGCGAAAAGGGCUCGUCGACGCCAAGGCCCAGACUGCAUUCUUCCGGAAGAUUUUCAAAGACAAUAAUCCUGACCUCCCGGGGGAUGCUGCAACGAGGGGCUACAAGAAAUUCCGAGACAAAUUGCGAAAUGUGGUUCAAGCCAAAUGCCCGCCGCGCUUUAAGAGGGAAAAGAUCCGGCUCAAGCCUCCACAAGUCGACGACUUAUUCAGGCGUGGUGGCACCAUCUUCUCCAAGGAGUACCAAGAGGAGCUCGGCAUCGACUCUAAGAACGAAUCAGCCGAAGAAGAAGAGACAGAAGACGAGGAAGAAUCUGAAGAGGACGCAGAGCCAACUCAAGCAGCAUCACGGAAGCGCAAAGCAAGCAGCGAUGGCACCCAGGCUGAAAAGAGAAGCAGGCCUGUACCCAAGAUCGCGCCGGUUCAUGCGCCAGCCAGACCAUCUGAGAUCGUCCCAGCAGCGGACCAGAACUGCGUCACGAUGUAUAUGGACCGCAUUAAGCACGAAGUCGAGACCGCAACGCUAGAGUACUUUCAGGAGCAUGGAAUCGAUGCCGAAGCUCAAUCCGAGUUUGUGCUCAAGCCCGACCAAGAGCUAGAGUCGUUGUACAGGCUACUUUUUGGUGAGGAAUGGCAGAUGCAUGUCGCCGACCUCCCCGACCGAGGUGUUCUUGUUCGACAGGAUUAUCUCGUCAUGGGCCUCAUCGGCGCUGCUAUCCACAAAGACGUCCUGCGUGCAACUCUGCCAUGGGAUGUGGAGGCCAAGUUUCAUGAUGCUCUUGGUGCCGAUGAGAGAUAUAUGGCUACGGUUGUGGACGACUUGGGACAUACGCUAGAGAGCGUAUUGAAGUACACAGCUGGCAAGCAGAUCUUGGAUGAGGAAUUUCAGAACACACAGGUUGCGCAGCAUGCAAAAUCGUUGGUCGGCACGCUUGCCUUGGCGCUUCAACCGCACCUACGUCGCUUGACCAGACAGGAGAGGAUGGCCGGAGCUGGGAGGCCACUGCAGGCUCAGCGUUGGUAUCGGCAUAUUGAAAGGGCAUACAAGGCUGCAAUUAUCAUCAAGCAGCUUACCUCAUCGUCGGAGCUAGGGCCAUUUGGAUUCGCCUUCGUGAAGCACGGCGUCGCUUUGGGGGAGGAACGCCAUGCAUCGCUCUUUGAGGUGGAGAACGCUCGCAGUGUGCUUCACUUCGUGGUAUCAGGUGUUGUCCGAAAGCCGCGAGACGAGAAACUGCAGCAGAUGCUCUCCGAAGCGCCGCUAGCAUCUCAUCGGGCUGAAACACGAGCAAUUUCAGCAAAUGAAGCCGAUCGUUGGGCGGAUACGUUGCUGAAGCUCUCUCGGCAGGAGAGCCGGCCACAGUAA
Pseudocercospora fijiensis CIRAD86 is the source of this 1650-nucleotide messenger RNA. RefSeq lists its product as uncharacterized. Bases 1 to 1650 code for a protein of 549 amino acids. Lineage: Eukaryota; Fungi; Ascomycota; Dothideomycetes; Mycosphaerellales; Mycosphaerellaceae. The record is from RefSeq and is a predicted model, not a curated record. The transcript has 5 exons.